UCGCGGCUGGCAGGCGGUUUCCGGGCGCCGCCGGCACCGCCCCCUCCCUUUCUGCUCGCGGGCGGCCAUCAUGGUGUUCAAACGCUUCGUCGAGAUCGGCAGAGUUGCCUUCAUUUCCUUCGGGCCGCAUGCUGGCAAGCUGGUGGCCAUUGUGGAUGUUAUUGACCAAAACAGGGCACUAGUUGAUGGCCCCUGCAGUGGUGUCAGAAGGCAGGCUAUGCCCUUCAAGUGCAUGCAGCUAACUGACUUUGUUCUCAAGUUCCCACACAGUGCUCGUCAGAAGUGUGUCCGACUUGCCUGGCAGAAGGAAAAUAUAAAUGAAAAAUGGGCAGCAACAAGAUGGGCAAAGAAGAUUGAAGCUCGAGAAAAGAAAGCCAAAAUGACCGACUUUGAUCGCUACAAGGUUAUGAAAGCAAAGAAAAUGAGAAACAGGAUCAUCAAGCAUGAGAUGAAGAAGCUCCAGAAGAUGUCUUCUAAAAAAGCCAAGAAGCCAGAAAAGUCAGAGAAGUCCGAGAAGGCACCUAAGUCCGAGAAGGUGAAGAAAGCACAGAAGGCGCAGAAAUAAAAUGAACUUCUAGUUACGUA
Messenger RNA from Tyto alba (common barn owl), 585 nucleotides. It is a transcript of the gene RPL14, whose product is annotated as ribosomal protein L14. Gene Ontology annotation, molecular function: structural constituent of ribosome; RNA binding. The record is from RefSeq and is a predicted model, not a curated record. Gene Ontology annotation, cellular component: cytosolic large ribosomal subunit; ribosome. The coding region runs from base 71 to 565 and encodes 164 amino acids. The transcript has 6 exons. Lineage: Eukaryota; Metazoa; Chordata; Aves; Strigiformes; Tytonidae. Gene Ontology annotation, biological process: translation; ribosomal large subunit biogenesis.